GCGCACCGCUGUUUUAAUUUAUCGUAAAUAUUACAGCAGCUGAAUAUACCUCAACUCUACUUAUGACUCCAUUUUCCGCAUUUUGAGAGGUGUUUGAGGUAAAGUUAACGAAAUUUAAGUUUGUACAUAAGGAUUUAUCUAACUGAAAGUAUAAAACAUGACCGAUGCUUGGGAUGAUGCUAGCCCUGUGCCAAUGGUGCAGGAGUUACCUGAAAUUAAAUUAUUUGGAAAAUGGAGCUCAAGCGAUGUUCAAGUCAGUGACAUCAGUUUAACUGAUUACAUUGCUGUGAAAGAAAAGUAUGCCCGCUAUUUACCUCAUUCAGCAGGAAGAUAUGCCACGAAACGGUUCAGGAAGGCUCAGUGCCCAAUUGUAGAGCGUUUGACUAAUUCCAUGAUGAUGCAUGGUCGUAACAAUGGAAAGAAAUUGAUGGCCGUAAGAAUAGUGAAGCAUGCUUUUGAAAUUAUUCAUCUCAUGACCAACGAGAAUCCUCUUCAAGUGUUAGUAAAUGCCAUUAUCAACAGUGGGCCAAGGGAAGAUUCGACACGUAUAGGAAGAGCUGGUACUGUAAGGAGACAGGCUGUUGAUGUUUCUCCCCUUCGACGUGUGAACCAGGCUAUUUGGUUGUUAUGCACAGGUGCACGGGAAGCAGCUUUCAGAAAUAUUAAAACAAUAGCAGAAUGUUUAGCUGAUGAGCUAAUGAAUGCUGCAAAGGGAUCAUCAAACAGCUAUGCUAUUAAGAAAAAAGAUGAACUGGAACGUGUUGCAAAGUCCAACCGUUAA
Molecule: messenger RNA, 781 nt
Organism: Stegodyphus dumicola
Lineage: Eukaryota; Metazoa; Arthropoda; Arachnida; Araneae; Eresidae
Product: small ribosomal subunit protein uS7
Biological process (GO): translation
Cellular component (GO): small ribosomal subunit
Molecular function (GO): RNA binding; structural constituent of ribosome
Source: RefSeq, a predicted model, not a curated record